This is a messenger RNA of Paramecium sonneborni, 1495 nucleotides long. The record is from the annotation of a GenBank genome assembly. Lineage: Eukaryota; Ciliophora; Oligohymenophorea; Peniculida; Parameciidae.
AUGGAAAAUUUUGGAGGAAUUAUAAGGAUGGCAUCUGAACAUCCAAAAUUCAUAGAACUUAUUUAAAAUGUAGAAACUCCUAGUACUGUUAAUUAAAAAAAUAAAAUUCACUAAUAAAAUUGCUCUUUUCACAAAUUUAAAGAAAAUCAUAAUUUAGUCAUUUCAACUGGAUAUCUCAUAGCAAAAUUUGCUUAGGCAAUAAAAUCAUUUAAUAUAAAUAUUAUAUCAUAGCAUAUUGAAUUUAGUUUAUUAUUAUAAGAUGAUAAGGAGAUUAGAUUGAAUUUAAUUUGCCUAAAUUAUGAUGAUUGGAUUGCAGAAUAAUUAAAUACUUGCUACAUUGAAAUAGAAUUAGCAUUUAUUGUUUAUUUUGAAGUUCCUACAAUCAAUAAUUUUUAAAAUAUUCCAAAAUAUUGCAAAUAAUUUUUAGUAUAAGGAGAGGAAGUUUUGAUAACAAGUUCUACUUAAUUGUUGAAAUUUAAAAGAAUAUAAUAAUAAUAUUAUCGGAAGGCAUAAGUCUCAUAAAUAUUCACAAAUUAAAAUUCAUCAAAAUAAUUAAUGAUGUUGGGAAUGGUUAGUUAAAUAGGUCAAGAAGGAGGAUCUAUUUUUAAUUUAAAAGGAGAAUACAUUGGAAUGCUUCUUUAAAAUAUUAAAAUAAGCAGAAUAAAUAAUAGAUACUGUACAUUUUGCAUAAAUUGGGUAGUUAUAAGUUCUAUUUUAUAUAAAUUAAAUUACAAACUUAGUCUGUCAUAAUUUAAAUAUGAUUUUAUCGAUUAAAUGCUUAAAGCUACAAAAUAUAUUUCAUAAGGGGCUGGUUAAUUUGGCAGCGGGAUUUUGAUAAAUGAUACGCAGAAUUAAUAAAGUUAUAUAAUAACUGCGAAUCAUAUUUUGUCAGAAAAUAAGAAAGGAUCAAAAUUAUUAAUUGGAGUAGAACAAUAUGAAGCAUUUAUAAUGGAGGAAUCUUUUAACAAUAUGGAUUUUGCUUUAGGAAAAGCUAAGAACUUUAUUUUAUAAGGUCUUAAUAUAGAAGAUAUUAUUUUCUCAGAAAUUCCUGAGGUAGGAUCUACAGUUUAUGCUGUUGGGUAUUUAUAUACUCUAUUUUAAUAUAAGCCUUGUAUAGCCAAAGGGUCAAUUAUUAAAAUUAUAUAUGACUAACAUAAUGAAAUCAUUUCAAUUGUGACAGAUUGUUACAUUCAUAAUGGUUAUAGUGGAGGAGGACUAUUUAAUUCAUUAGGAUAAUUAUUAGGGAUCAUUUCCUUUAAUAUUUACCAUUCUACUGAAGGUGUUAUUUGUGAUUUAUCUUACAUUACUCCUAUUUUCCCAUUCAAAAUAAUAUUCUAAGAUCUAGCUAUAUAAAAGUAAACAAUUUAAUUAGUUUAGAAAAUUAUCUUAGAUCUCAAUAGAUAAAUUAAAAUUAUAAAUCAAAUUGUCUUCUGAAAUUAGGACUUUAUGUACUUUGAGAGAACUUCCAUAAAUAGGGUAUACUCCAAAAUUGUGA